Messenger RNA from Ipomoea nil (Japanese morning glory), 777 nucleotides. RefSeq lists its product as uncharacterized. NCBI's taxonomy places the organism in Eukaryota, Viridiplantae, Streptophyta, Magnoliopsida, Solanales, Convolvulaceae. Bases 1 to 777 code for a protein of 258 amino acids. The record is from RefSeq and is a predicted model, not a curated record. The transcript has a single exon.
AUGCGGAAAAAGAAGCAGUUCGCCGACUUAUGUUCUUUGAAACAAAGGAGUUCGGAGUCCCUGGCCGACUUCCUCAGCAAGUGGAAGAAGGAGUCGAUAGGGGUCUCCAAUUUUGACGACAAGGCGGCCAUACCCAUCUUCAGAAGCAACCUCAGAUCCGACGCCUUCCACCAGGACCUCAUCCGAUACUCCCCCAAGACCUACACCGAGUUGAUGGACCGUGCAUCUAGGUUUGCGGACGCGGAGGUAGCCGAGAAGAGGAAGAAGGAGGAAGAGGAGGGGAAGGACCGUAAAAGCAAGGAACCCCGAGAGGAGCGCCAGGCACCGCGGCCGCCCCGGCGCGAGGCCCAGCAAGAAGACCGCCGGGCACCCAGGCCUCCCCGCCGUGACUACGCUGAGGGGCCCAGGUUGACCCCCACACGCUUUCUCACCCCGCUGACGCAGCCCGUCAGCACAAUCCUGGAGCAUGCGGAAGGCCAAGGGAUCGUGGAGUACCCGGGGGAGUGCAUGAAGAUAUCCCCGAAGGUAGACCACAACAAAUACUGCAAAUUCCACCGACAAUCAGGGCAUGACACGGACGAAUGCAUCCUCCUCAAAUGCCAGAUCGAGGAGCUCAUCCAGAGAGGCUACUUGGGUCAGUUCGUGCAAUGGCCUGGACAGGGCCAAGGUCAGCAUCAAGGCCGCGUGUGGAGGAAGGGAGGCAGCUCCGAGCCCUCUGCCUCCGCGCCACGCAAGAGAGAACUCGACCAGUCACUGAUGAGGAGGAAAGAGAGCUAG